Molecule: messenger RNA, 1188 nt
Organism: Talaromyces stipitatus ATCC 10500
Lineage: Eukaryota; Fungi; Ascomycota; Eurotiomycetes; Eurotiales; Trichocomaceae
Exons: 2
Coding region: 1-1188 (395 amino acids)
Molecular function (GO): nucleic acid binding
Source: RefSeq, a predicted model, not a curated record
AUGUUUGAGACUCUUGGCACGGAUUUCUUCAAAAAUGUCGACACACCCAAAUUCGUUUCUAAUUUGGGGAAUUCAAAUCGCGCGAUAUACCAAGUCAUGGAGCUACCAAACCGACCUGCCACUGAGAACAUUGCCCUUGAAGCAGGUCAACAAACUCGCCAGCUUAUCCCACGCCCUCUUUCAAAUAAGAGCAACGCCUUGUCUGGCGAUAAAAUUUCCCAGAUUGGACGAUAUUUACGCCUGGGUUGGAAAUGUGAAGCCAUCGCGAGCGCCUGCAAUGUUUCAAGAGCCACUAUCUUCCGGUAUCAAAGCAACCUCUUGUGGUAUGGCAGCCUCCGGAAACCUGCUUAUCGAAGCCUAGGACGAGCAAGGAAGCUAUCUCAAGCAGACGAGGAUGCUGUUUUUGAAUAUCUCCUUCAUGAGAGCUGGCGGCAACAAGAUGAAGUCAGAUCCUGGUUAUAUUAUGAGCGUGGUGUGGAUGUUAGUGUGCCAACAAUAUCUCGAUUAUUUAAGCGCCGUAAAUGGUCAAGAAAACAGCUUAAGCGAAUCUCGUUAAACCGGAGUGAACCUCUUCGCCGUGCCUAUCUUGAUGAUAUACGCCAAUUUGCAGCGGAUGAUCUUAUCUUCCUUGACGAGUCGAUAUUUAACGAGAAAACGGGCUGGCGUCGACACGCGUAUGCACCGAUUGGAGAUGAUGCUGAAAUAGAUGCAGAUAUAAAUUGGGGCAAGACAUGGAGCAUCUGCGCAGCAAUGACGCUGGAGGGCUAUCUUCCCUGUACUGGCAUAAAAGAUGGAUAUUAUAGUACUGGUGACUUUGCGGAUUGGCUUGAAACAAAAUUGAUACCAGCACUCAGCCAGAUACACCAAUUCCCAAUGGUUAUUGUUCUUGAUAACGUCAAGAUCCAUACACGCGAACACGUUAGUCAGAUUAUUGAGAGCGCAGGACAUCUUAUUCGAUAUUUACCACCAUAUUCACCCAAUUAUAACCCGAUAGAACUCACCUUUAGUGUUCUUAAAUCGUGGAUGAAAAGGAACUGGAUUUUCUUGCGUGAGACAUGCAGCAACUACGGUGAAUUUAUCCAUCUUUCGAUUCAACAGAGUCGUUGUGAUAGAUUCGCCAGAAAACACUUUAAACACGCUGGGAAUGGAGUGUAUAUUGAAGAGAAAGAACUCAUUGAAUUUCAUUAA